Molecule: messenger RNA, 750 nt
Organism: Pieris brassicae (large cabbage white)
Lineage: Eukaryota; Metazoa; Arthropoda; Insecta; Lepidoptera; Pieridae
Gene: TfIIA-S
Product: transcription initiation factor IIA subunit 2
Exons: 4
Coding region: 121-447 (108 amino acids)
Biological process (GO): transcription initiation at RNA polymerase II promoter; RNA polymerase II preinitiation complex assembly
Cellular component (GO): transcription factor TFIIA complex
Molecular function (GO): TBP-class protein binding; RNA polymerase II general transcription initiation factor activity
Source: RefSeq, a predicted model, not a curated record
UCAUUUGUGACUUGUGUUAACACUGAAUUGACAAAAUAAUUUCAUUUCAAUCUAAACAAAGAGUCACUGUUGUGAAUCUUGGAUAGCUUUUAUUGUUUUUCAAAACAUAAUAUUUUAGUUAUGUCAUAUCAACUCUAUAGAAAUACUACUAUUGGCAAUACAUUGCAGGAAAGCCUUGAUGAAUUAAUUCAAUAUGGACAAAUAACACCGACAUUGGCCGUUAAAGUAUUAUUACAAUUCGACAAAUCUAUUAAUCAAGCGUUAUCGAGCAGGGUAAAAUCUAGAUUAACCUUCAAAGCUGGAAAAUUAAAUACAUAUAGGUUUUGUGAUAAUGUUUGGACUUUUAUGUUAAAUGAUGUUGAAUUCAGAGAAGUUCAUGAAGUGGCUAAAGUGGAUAAAGUUAAAAUAGUGGCCUGUGAUGGCAAAAAUGUGGAGGAACGUAGAUAAUGUUACUUAGAUUUAUACUGCCCAUAUAAAAUAAGCUAUUUAGCCUUUGUCAUUGUAACAUGGACUUAUUACCUAAAUAAAUUAUUUAAGAAUCCAAAAAUGGUAAUUUUUUGUGUAGUACAUAGCCACAAAGAGAGUGAACUUAACAUUAUUUGAAGUCUUAUUUAAUAAUUGACUCUUUAUUGUCUGUAACUUUUAAUACAUGUCAAUAAAAAUCAUGAAGAUUGAAUUAAAAGUUAUAGAAUUGGUUUAUUUACUUUCUCAAAUAAAGUGUUAAGAAUAAAGAAUAAAAAUAAGUAAAUA